Hippocampus comes (tiger tail seahorse) is the source of this 1952-nucleotide messenger RNA. RefSeq names its product bloodthirsty-related gene family, member 12 (gene btr12). Bases 115 to 1821 code for a protein of 568 amino acids. Lineage: Eukaryota; Metazoa; Chordata; Actinopteri; Syngnathiformes; Syngnathidae. The record is from RefSeq and is a predicted model, not a curated record. Gene Ontology annotation, molecular function: protein binding; zinc ion binding. The transcript has 8 exons.
UUCAGGACACCUCCCUCGCAGGGGGUGUGGGAGGGCCGCCGAGCUUCUGUGGAGACCUACGAAAGCGAGCGGCCUGUCGGCUUUUUAUUGCCAAGGGAGCGGCGUCAGGACAGCAUGCAGAGCGUGAGUUCUCCAGCAGGCCGCGUCCUCAACGAGGACCAGUUUAGCUGCUCCAUCUGCCUGGAAGUGUUUGUGGAGCCCGUGUCCACGCCAUGCGGCCACAGCUUCUGCAAGGCCUGCCUGCAGGGCUACUGGAACCACAGCAAGAAGUUCCUGUGCCCCAUGUGCAAGAAAAGCUACACCAGGAAGCCCGAGAUGAGCGUCAACAGGGUCCUGGCAGAGAUCUCCUCUCAGUUCCAGGGGAUGGCGGUGGCCGGCGGGGCCGAGGCACUCGGAUCGUCCACGCGAGGGUCCAUGCUGAAUCUGAGUUCGGAUCCGGGAUCCCCGAGCUAUGAGACUGGCGAGUUUGCGCGGGCCGGGGAAGUCCCCUGCGAUGCUUGUAUUGGAAGGAAGAUGAAGGCGCACAAGUCGUGCAUCAACUGUCCCGGGUCCUUCUGUCAAACCCAUCUGAGACAUCAUAAAAAGGUGAAGUCCCUGACGUCCCAUCGCCUGAUCGAGCCCACCUUCCACCUGGAGGAUAAAAUCUGUAAAAAGCACGAGCGCCUUCUGGAGUUUUACUGCCGCACCGACCACGCCUGCAUCUGCAGCGGCUGCGUGGAUACCUCGCACAAAUCGCACGAUGUGGUCUCCGCGGACCACGAGUGGAAGAAGAAGAUGAGCAGCCUGGGAAAGAAGCGGUCCGAGCUGAAGCACCUGAUUAAGGAGCGCGGCAAAAAGCUGGAAGAACUCAAGCAAUCCAUUAAGGUCAUCAAGGCCAGCGCCCAGAAGGAGCUGGAGGAGAGCUGGCAGGUGUUUGCCGAACUGCAGCGCCUGGUGGAGCAAAGCCAGGCCGAGCUGGUGGAGCUCAUCGCCACGAGACAACGCGAGGCCGAGCGCCACGCGCAGGAGCUGGCGCGAAGCCUGGAGAACGAACUGAGUCAGCUGAGGAGGCGGAGCCAUGAAUUGGACGCCCAGGCCCAGAACAACGACAAAGUGGUCUUCUUGCAGCACUUGGCCACCUUGCCCCCGCUUCCCGAGCCCACCGACUGGUCGGCGGUGAGCAUCAACACGGAUCUCUACCUCGGAACCAUCCGCUCGUCCGUCAGUGGCCUUAUGGACAAAUUUCAGGAGGAGCUGAAGAGGCUUUAUGGCAAAGAACUCCGCAAAGUGCAGAACUACUCCGUUGAGGUCAUCCUGGACCCAGCCACCGCCCAGAAGAACCUGGUGCUGUCCGACGACGGCCGCCAGGUGAGGUACGAGGAACGCAAGACGGCUCACUCCGAGGGCCCUAAACGUUUCAGUCCGGCCCUCUUUGUCCUGGGCCGGGAGGCUCUGAGCUCGGGACGCCACUACUGGGAGGUGGACGUGGCCCGCAAGACGGCCUGGACUCUGGGUGUGGCCAACGCCUCGGCCCGGCGCAAGGGCGAGAUCAAGCUGAGUCCCGCCGGCGGCUACUGGUGCCUGUGGCUGAAGAACGGCCAGGUGAAAGCGCUGGCCUCUUCCCGCCUUCCUCUCACGCUAACGUCCCAGCCCGCUAAAGUGGGCGUUUUCCUGGAUUACGAAGGGGGCCAGGUCUCCUUCUAUGACCCCAAGGCCCGCCUGCACCUCUACACCUUUGUCCACAACUUUAAUGAAAACCUGUACCCCAUCUUCAGCCCCUGCCUCAGCCAGGAGGGCAAGAACACUUCCCCUCUCGCUAUCACAUCCGUCAAACAUACCUGACUUUGAUGUGGGUUGCAAGGGGGAGGGUGGGGGGACUUCCAGAAAGUUUCUGGUGGAAUUUCAAUGGGGACCUUUUCAUAUCGGGACAUAGACAGUUUUUUUUUUUUUUUUUGGUCAUAAGUAAAUAUCAA